CAUAUUGGCGGAGCCUGUGGCUGCGCGGACAGGGGGACAAGCAGCGGCUCCGGAGCUGGGGGGGAGCCGGAUCCCCCGCCUCCCCUGGCUGUCCCGCAGACCCCGUAAGGCGCUGGCUGGGGAUGCGGGGACCGAGCCUCCUCUGAGGGGGAUGCCGCAGCGGCUCAGUCAGCUGGUGCUGGAUCCGUGGCAGAAAAUGGAGGUGUAUGGGACCGGCGGGAGCGAGCUGAAUGGUCUAAAGAUGUUGGAUGAGCCAAUGGAUGAAGUGGAGUCCUUAAUGCCUUAUGAUGAAGGGAACAUUAAAGAGAUUCCAAUUACCCACCAUGUUAAAGAAGGGUGUGAAAAAGCGGACCCCGCACAGUUUGAACUGCUGAAAGUUCUUGGACAAGGAUCUUUUGGAAAAGUUUUCCUGGUAAGAAAAAUCAUUGGACCGGAUGCUGGACAGCUUUAUGCAAUGAAAGUAUUGAAAAAGGCAUCAUUAAAAGUAAGAGACAGAGUUCGUACUAAGAUGGAACGGGAUAUCCUUGUGGAAGUGAACCAUCCCUUCAUUGUGAAGUUACACUAUGCAUUUCAGACUGAAGGAAAAUUAUAUCUGAUUCUGGACUUUCUCAGGGGUGGAGAUGUAUUCACACGGUUGUCUAAAGAGGUUAUGUUUACAGAGGAAGAUGUAAAGUUCUACCUGGCAGAGCUGGCCCUCGCGUUGGAUCACUUGCACAGCCUUGGGAUCGUAUACAGAGACCUGAAGCCUGAAAACAUUUUGCUUGAUGAAGCAGGACACAUCAAGUUGACAGAUUUUGGCCUCAGCAAGGAAUCGGUGGAUCAUGAAAAAAAGGCCUAUUCUUUCUGCGGUACUGUAGAGUAUAUGGCGCCAGAAGUGGUAAACAGACGGGGCCAUACACAGAGUGCUGACUGGUGGUCUUUUGGGGUCCUUAUGUUUGAAAUGCUAACUGGUACUUUGCCGUUUCAAGGUAAAGAUCGAAAUGAGACAAUGAAUAUGAUUUUGAAAUCAAAGCUUGGGAUGCCGCAGUUUUUGAGCCCCGAAGCUCAGAGUCUGUUACGAAUGUUGUUUAAAAGAAAUCCGCUAAAUAGAUUGGGUGCUGGGCUCGACGGUGUGGAAGAAAUAAAGCGUCAUCCUUUUUUCUCGACAAUAGACUGGAAUAAGCUAUAUAGACUGGAAAUACAGCCGCCGUUUAAACCUGCUUCUGGUAAACCAGAGGACACCUUCUGUUUUGAUCCAGAGUUCACAGCAAAAACACCUAAAGACUCUCCAGGCGUUCCCCCGAGCGCAAAUGCGCAUCAACUCUUUAAAGGUUUCAGCUUUGUAGCGACAUCAUCUAUUGAAGACCACAAGAUUUCCUCGAUUACAAAUGUGUUGCCAAUUGUACAGCAAUUUCACGGAAGCCGAGCUCAAUUUACGGACAUUUAUGAUCUCAAAGAAGAUAUUGGAGUUGGUUCGUAUUCUGUUUGCAAGCGUUGCGUUCAUAGAGCCACUAACAUGGAGUUUGCCGUCAAGAUAAUUGACAAAAGUAAAAGGGAUCCAUCAGAAGAGAUAGAAAUUCUGAUGCGCUAUGGGCAGCAUCCUAACAUCAUUACUCUGAAAGAUGUAUAUGACGACGAUGGCCGGUAUGUUUACCUAGUUACAGAGUUGAUGAAGGGUGGUGAGCUGUUGGAUCGCAUCCUGCGUCAGAAAUACUUUUCUGAACGAGAGGCCGGAGCUGUAUUGUACACAAUCACCAAAACUGUAGACUACUUGCACUGUCAAGGGGUGGUUCAUCGUGACCUUAAGCCUAGUAAUAUUCUGUAUAUGGACGAUUCCAGUAAUGCAGAUUCAAUAAGAAUAUGUGAUUUUGGUUUCGCAAAGCAGCUGAGAGGAGAUAAUGGACUGCUCUUAACGCCGUGUUACACUGCCAACUUUGUGGCACCAGAGGUACUCAUGAGGCAGGGUUAUGACGCUGCGUGUGAUAUUUGGAGCCUGGGUGUCCUCCUCUAUACCAUGCUUGCAGGGUACACACCUUUCGCCAAUGGGCCGAAUGACACCCCAGAAGAAAUCUUACGGAGGAUAGGAAGUGGAAACUUUUCAUUGAGCGGAGGAAACUGGGACACUGUUUCAGAUCUUGCAAAGGAUUUGUUAUCACACAUGCUUCACGUCGAUCCACAUCAACGAUAUACAGCAGAGAAAGUAUUAAAACAUUCCUGGAUUGCGUGUAGGGACCAGCUUCCUCACUACCAGCUAAACCGACAGGAUGCCCCUCAUCUUGUUAAGGGAGCUAUGGCGGCAACGUAUUCUGCACUGAAUCACAAGACAUUUCAGCCCGUUUUAGAGCCUGUUGCAGCAUCAAAUUUAGCUCAGCGUCGGAGUAUGAAAAAGAGAACUUCAACGGACAUGUAAAUAAAUCCGUGCAUCGUGGCCAAACUGAAGCUAAAGAAGUCUUCUGUCCAGCCUGUGGUUGAACGGCAAUUAGUCUUUAUCAAUAUUACUUGAAUAUUGCGUACAAGUCUCUCAUGGAACAUUAUUUUUAUUUUUUUUGUGGGUUCAUUCUGUGCUUUUUUUGUAGUUUUUAUUUGUCUUUGAAGUCUUUUUUGUCGCUGAUUUAAUUUAAAUAUCUGGGUACUUCAUCGAAAUGUCAAAGUUUCUGUGCAUCAAAUACUAUCUGCUCAUUUGCUACUGCUGAAAAGAUGCUUAAUCUCCUGGAACCUGCUGCACCUCAAAUGCUUCAAAACGUGCUGUAUAUUUCUGCUUUAUUUUUUUUAUAUUUCACUUUUCAUUCACAUUGUUGGGACUGAUUCCAUAUCAAGCUAGAAUUGGAAAGAGAAAAAACUUCUGAUCCAAGUACUUAGUAGCUUAGCAUUGUGUUGCACAUCUUUGCUAUCUACUUUAAUAUUGAGCAGGUUGGCUUUAGAUCGCCCCAGUAGUUAGUGCUACUACAACUUUAGAUGGUGAUACAAGUAUCGACCCCGCUGAGCGUGGCCUAUCAUCUGUUUUCCUUACGUACUGGAGUCAUGUGUUCAAUGUCGGAGCGUUUGGUGUAAAGACUAAAAUAUCACUGUGGAUGUCUUGUGGAUGUUGUCUUUUACAAAUCCAAUGGUUAAAAAUGGUCCCUGCAUUUUGUGAAAGCUUCCCUUCCCCUCCUAAAAAGUCACUAAAGUCUCUGCUUCUCUGAAUAUAUAUGCUGUUCUAAACCAGGCUGUGGUGAAUGAAAUAAUUCACCUGGUUAGCUUGCCCAUAUGACCCUGGCAUUAAGUGAGGGUAUUCUGCAGAAGAACUUGCUUUUCGGAGGCUUCAUGUAUUAAAGUAACUUAUCUUGGGUGGAGCUGUAUAUAAACAUGUUGUAUUAUGUUUUGUACCUAUUGUACAAAUUGCUCAAUAUUUGUUUUGUUGGAUAUUUUUUUUUUUUAAUUAUUUGUUUUGAUUUAUUUUGUUUGUUUGUUUUUUUUCGUUCUAUUCAAGGUACCAUACAAUGAUUUUUACCAAGUAGGUAAAAUUAUAUUUUUAUAGAACUAAUUAUUAUUCUUAUUGUUAUCUAAAAAACAAAAAAAAACAAAAUAAAAUUCAAGAAUCUGGCUUGCAAGUGUGAACUUUUGCUAGCCAAACCUGUCUGUGCAUGAAGAAGAAAAAUAUGCUGGUUAUGGAAAUAUAAUUUGUAAAAGAAAAAAAACAACAAUGUAAAAUCGCUCACUUGUAAGUUAUAUAUGACAAAUAUGGUUAUGGAAAUGAAAUAGAGCCUCAUUCUGAAUACACAGAUAUUUUCUUUUUGCUAGGAAAAAUGUUUGUGUCUGUCUGGUUCAAUGCACUCAUUAGAGAGGGCUGUGUUCAGCUCAUAUAGGAGACAACCUAUUAUAAAGACUGGAGCUUUAAUGACACUCUAAAAUGGUCUAUUGUCAUGUGCCAUAGUCUGCCUCUUUCUUUUCUUCAUUAGAUAGAAUAGCACUAUUUGGACGUUCUGUGGCUUUAUUCCACAAGUAUAUCUUUAACUCAUUAAGUGUGAUCUUGCAUCUUGUGCCUGAAACUUUUAAUAAGUCAUGCCAAUCUUUGAACUUUUUGACAAUCCUAACUUGGUGAUUGAUUGACUCAAUUUUAGCUCAUAACAAAUAUAUUUCUUGUUUUGGAAUCAACACAUGACCAUUACUUGGCCAGAUAGAUGGGGCAAUCCUUAAUUCUCUGGGCUGGUGCUUUGAGAAACUUGAAAUACAGUAAUGGGAGCCGCAGCACCUUACUUUUAUUAUCAAUGUAGUUGAUUGUGCAGUUGCCAACAUUUCAACCCACUGUCAGGUCCACCUGUCCACUGGUGGCAUAAGUCUCCUUAAUUAUGAACAUCUGGUCUUCUGGUCCUAUUUUAUUUACUUGAGGGUUUUAAAAGAAUCUUGGGGGGCCCUACACCUAGAACGUUGUCUAGAUGUGCUUAAUUCCCUAUUAUAUCUGCUCAUGGUACACUUAUAAUCUGCACAUCAUUGCAUUGAAAUUGGCCAGAACUCAUUUGUUUUGAUUCUAUAAUCUGCAGGACCCUCUCUAACUAUAAACAAGUCUCACAUGGGCAAUAUCUGGGACGUAUUGAUCAAAAUACACCACAAGGCAAACGGGAGAUCUCAAUGCGUGCAAUUAACCCUGGUGACUGCAUACUUCUGCUACGCUGCAAGCCAUAUUACAUGACCGUAAAAUUUAUAUUCCUAAAAAAUGUUCCCUCUAUCUAAACACUUGAUGUUUAGGUAAGUCAGUAAUAGCUAAAUAUUAGCAGUCCGUUUUGUGAGUGUUUUUCACGUGUGCAGUAUCUAUGUAUUUAUGCAACCGUUUUUAUAUACUCCAUGUAAGUAGAAAGUAGCCACACCUGAUGGUAAUGUUUGUAUGUAUUUACAAUAUAGAAAUAUUGUUCCCCAUCUAGUUUAUUUGAAUGUUUAGGGGCCAAAUCUGUCAACAUAUGUUCUGUAUGAUUUAAAAUACUUGAAAGAUAUUAAGGGCUGUUCUCGUAUGUAAGCAUGAGAUAUUGAAAGAUGUUUGAUAUUUCUGUGCACCUUCUAAAAACUGUGAGAUAAAAAAAAGCUUUCAUUGGUCAUGCUUGUAU
Molecule: messenger RNA, 5057 nt
Organism: Pelobates fuscus (common spadefoot toad)
Lineage: Eukaryota; Metazoa; Chordata; Amphibia; Anura; Pelobatidae
Gene: RPS6KA6
Product: ribosomal protein S6 kinase A6
Exons: 22
Coding region: 152-2389 (745 amino acids)
Biological process (GO): intracellular signal transduction; peptidyl-serine phosphorylation
Molecular function (GO): ATP binding; magnesium ion binding; protein serine/threonine kinase activity
Source: RefSeq, a predicted model, not a curated record